Pantherophis guttatus is the source of this 1438-nucleotide messenger RNA. Lineage: Eukaryota; Metazoa; Chordata; Lepidosauria; Squamata; Colubridae. The record is from RefSeq and is a predicted model, not a curated record.
AUGCCGAUAGGGCAGCCCUGUGAAACUGAGUUCCAUACUCCACAGCAUCAGGACCUGAAUGGAAGGGAGAUCAACCAGAAUUCUCUGAUCUUACCCAACAUCUCCCUGGGCUACGACCUCCAUGAUAGUCAUUUCAAUGCAAAAAUGAAUGCUGAAGCCUUGGUGGAUCGGCUUUCUGAUGGGGAGGCAAAUAUUCCAAACUACAAAUGCGGAAGGCAGAAAAAUCUCCUGGCUGUCCUUGAAGGGACUGAUUCUGACCUCUCCCAACAUAUGGCAACCAUGCUGGACAUCUACAAAAUCCCACAGAUCUCUUAUGCAUUUGUCUCUGAUGGUAUGAAUGAUAAAAACCGUUUUCCUUUUUUCUACCGGAUGCUUCCAAAAGAAAGAAUCCAAUACACAGGGAUCGUUAAAGUGAUCCAGUAUUUCGGAUGGACAUCAGUGGCUCUUGUCGCUUCCCAAACUGAUAACGGAGAAAUGUUCAUGAAAAAUUUCACUCCUUUACUCAUACAGAAUGCAGAUUAUUGCACCAAAUGUCCAGAAGAUCAACAUCCAAAUAAGGAGCGAGAUAAAUGUCUCCCUAAGGAAAUAACUUAUCUGGCCUUCAGUGACAAUCUGGGGACUAUCUUAACUUCUCUUGCAUCCUCUUUGACCUUAAUUACUACCCUAGUCUUAGCAAUCUUUAUUAAAUGUAGAGAAACUCCCAUUGUCAAAGCCAACAACCGGGACCUCUCUUACAUUCUCCUUGCCGCUCUCCUGCUUUCCUUCCUCUCCGCAUUUCUCUUCAUUGGACGACCAAAGAGAGCCACCUGCCUUCUCCGACAAGCUACCUUCAGCAUCAUCUUCUCAGUGGCCGUCUCUUCUGUCUUGGCCAAAACAAUCACAGUUGUGCUGGCUUUUCUGGCCACAAAGCCAGGAAACAGAGUGAGAAAAUGGCUUGGAAAGAGUUUGACCAACUCCAUCGUCCUUUCUUCUUCUGGUGUCCAGGUGGUCAUCUGCAGCAUCUGGCUGGUGGUCUCUCCCCCAUUUCCUGAUUCUGACAUGCAGUCUCAACCAGGAAAGAUUGUGCUUCAGUGUAAUGAAGGGUCUCUUACCAUGUUUUAUGUUGCUCUUGGUUACAUGGGAUUCCUGGCAGCCAUUUGUUUUAUAGUGGCGUUCCUGGCCAGAAAUCUGCCUGGGGCCUUCAACGAAGCCAAGCUGAUCACCUUCAGCAUGCUGGUCUUCUGCAGUGUCUGGGUCUCCUUUGUGCCAGCCUACCUGAGCACCAAAGGGAAGUACAUGGUGGCUGUGCAGAUCUUCUCCAUCUUGGCCUCCAGUGCUGGCCUGCUGGGCUGCAUCUUCAUGCCCAAAUGCUACAUUAUUUUGAUAAGACCAGAUCUGAAUGCAAAGGAGCAGCUAAUUGUGAAAACCUAAGUCACAAUUUUUCAUGAAUUCUAUGUUC